GCACAUGAGCUUGAAAUUGGGGUGGAUGGUGGUUCCAGGGAAAUAUGGCAGCGUAGCCGGGCAUCCAUCAGGAGCAAGCCUGAUAUGCAUACGAGAUUGAUGAAAAAUUAUGCUGAUAUCCCCCAGUGGUGGUUCUAUGCACUCAUGACUGCCACCGUCGCGAUUUCUCUGUUCCUUUGCAUCGUACUUAAGCAUGAAGUUCAGCUUCCAUGGUGGGGACUUCUCUUUGCCUGUGCCCUCGCCUUCCUGUUCACACUACCCAUUAGCAUCAUAACAGCCACUACCAACCAGACACCAGGAUUGAACAUAAUAACAGAGUACAUAAUGGGUUAUAUCCUACCAGGAAAGCCCAUUGCCAAUGUGUGCUUCAAAGUGUAUGGAUACAUGAGCAUGAGCCAGGCUGUCUCCUUCCUUGCUGACUUCAAGCUCGGCCACUACAUGAAAAUCCCUCCUCGAUCCAUGUUCUUGGUUCAGUUCAUUGGCACUGUGAUCGCGGGCACAAUCAACCUUGGAGUGGCAUGGUGGCUGCUAGAGUCAAUUGAGAACAUAUGCAACAAGGCAGCUCUCCCUAAAGGAAGCCCAUGGACCUGCCCUGGUGACCGUGUAUUCUUUGAUGCCUCUGUAAUUUGGGGACUAGUUGGUCCAAAGCGAAUCUUCGGUCCCUUGGGAGCUUACCCAGCACUAAACUGGUUCUUUCUCGGUGGUGUUCUCGGUCCAGUUCUUGUUUGGCUCCUUCACAAAGCUUUCCCUAGCCAAACAUGGAUACCUCUAAUAAAUCUUCCUGUUCUUCUUGGAGCUACUAAUUAUAUGCCACCUGCAACUGCCUUAAACUACAAUGCUUGGGUGGCAGUUGGGACUGUAUUCAAUUUCUUCGUUUUCAGGUAUCGGAAAAGCUGGUGGCAAAGGUAUAACUAUGUGUUAUCGGCUGGAUUGGAUGCCGGGGUGGCGUUUAUGGGGGUUUUGCUCUACUUCUUAUUAAGCAUGGAGAAUAACAGCUUCAAUUGGUGGGGUACUGAUGGGGAGCAUUGUGAUUUCGCCGUUUGCCCUACGGCAAAGGGUGUCAUAGCCAAAGGCUGCCCUGUACUCUGAUGUUCCUUCUUUCUCCUCUCUUUAUUUCACAGUGAGCCCUCUCUCUUUAUAGGAUCAGGGAUGGGUUCUGAAUAUAUGUAGUUGAAAAAAUUGAUUCCAGGGGAAUAGUUUCCUUUGGUAGUUUCCCGUAUUUGCUUUUGAGUGGUUAUUGUAGGAAAGGCGAUGGUGAUGGUUGGUGUAAAGAGAGCCGGAAUGGUGGAAGUGGGGAGGUCAGUCACCCAUUCUUGGAAGCAUAAAAGCAAAGCAAAGCAAUUUAAACGAAGUUCAUCGUGUCGUCAUUGGACCUUUGGGAUCCUUCUGUUUUUUCACAUUUUUCUCCCCCCAAAAAAUAAAAAUAAAAAAAAAAGAAAAAGAAAGAAGAAGAAGGAAUCUCGAAUGUAUUUGCAUAUACUACGCAGAUGCCCAGCCAUUUGUUAAUGUACUUUUUAUCAAA
This is a messenger RNA of Amborella trichopoda, 1522 nucleotides long. NCBI's taxonomy places the organism in Eukaryota, Viridiplantae, Streptophyta, Magnoliopsida, Amborellales, Amborellaceae. The record is from RefSeq and is a predicted model, not a curated record.